Molecule: messenger RNA, 1317 nt
Organism: Sinocyclocheilus grahami
Lineage: Eukaryota; Metazoa; Chordata; Actinopteri; Cypriniformes; Cyprinidae
Product: scavenger receptor cysteine-rich type 1 protein M130-like
Exons: 6
Coding region: 1-1317 (438 amino acids)
Cellular component (GO): membrane
Source: RefSeq, a predicted model, not a curated record
AUGUUUUUAAAUGUCACGUUUUUCAUCUCAACAGCCAGUGCUCUAACUUAUGCAGCUGGAGAUUAUAGUAUCAGACUGGUCAAUGGUAAUAGUGACUGCUCUGGAAGAGUGGAGAUCCGUUAUAAUGGCCAGUGGGGAACCGUGUGUGAUGAUAACUGGGACAUGAAUGAUGCUGCUGUGGUGUGCAGACAGUUACAGUGUGGAUCAGCCAUCAGUGCACCUCAUAGUGCUGCUUUUGGUCAAGGCAGUGGGUCAAUCUGGCUGGAUGAUGUUGAAUGCUCAGGAAGUGAAGGAACCCUCACACAAUGUUCACACAGUGGACUAACAAAUAAUAACUGUAAUCAUGGUGAAGAUGCUGGUGUUGUUUGUUCUGGCGACCUGCAGAUGCCGACCCUUACUUUGACCUCCAGACAUGCAGUUGUUUCUUCUGGAGAAAAUAUCCAGUUCAGAUGCACAACACCAAAACCAAGAUGCAAUGUUAAUGCUGAAUUCCAGCUCUUCAGAAACGGACCAUCUAUAUCCUUCCAGAAACAUGAAUCUAGUGUGACUUUCAACCUUGUUAAUGUAGACGUCUCACAUCAGGGCAUCUACAGCUGUCAUUACUCCUACCAAAACAACACUAUCAAGUCACCUUGGAGUAACAGUGUUAACAUCACUGUGGUGAACUUGCAGCAGCCAAGCAUUUCCCACAGUGCGCCUGUUGGAUGGUUUGACGAGGGACCUCAGUGGCCAGUGAUCACCAGGGGCCACAGUUUCACUAUCAUCUGUUCCACUGAAUCUCAGUUUCCUGGAGGCUCUUUUCACUUGUUCAGGGAAUCAGAUAUCAUCAGGACUGAGUCAGCUGUCAAUCACUCUGCCUCCUUCUUCUUUCCUGAGGCAGAAUAUUCAAAUGAGGGAAACUACAGUUGUGUUCAUGAAGUCAGUUUCUCCUCACGCUCCUUCCGUUCAUCUGCCUCUGAACUGCUGCUCAUCACUAUCACAGCCUCCCUGCUUCCUGUCAUUGGUGCUGCAGUGUCAGCUGUACUGCUCUUAUUGUCUGUCCUCAUAAUCAUCCUCCUGCUGAAGAGAAGACAAAAGCAAAGGAAUAAGGAAACUCUCUUUAAGUUCUCCUUUAGAAACGCUGCAGCUAAUACAUAUUCAGGUGCAUCCCAUGACAAGAAAAAUGAAGAGGAUGAUGAGGCUGAUUAUGAAAAUGUAGAAUUUAAUAAUAAAAACAUGUAUCAUGAUGACUCUGAAGAGGACUAUGUCAGUGUUGACAUGGAUGACUCUGAAGAGGACUACGUCAAUGCAAAUUUAUGGAGAUUAAAAGUGUGGUAG